Molecule: messenger RNA, 2799 nt
Organism: Astyanax mexicanus (Mexican tetra)
Lineage: Eukaryota; Metazoa; Chordata; Actinopteri; Characiformes; Acestrorhamphidae
Gene: neurod1
Product: neuronal differentiation 1
Exons: 2
Coding region: 121-1272 (383 amino acids)
Biological process (GO): nervous system development; regulation of DNA-templated transcription
Molecular function (GO): protein dimerization activity
Source: RefSeq, a predicted model, not a curated record
AGCAUCACCGUCUCCUGCACUGAUAUAAAGCGGCGCGCGCCGCCCGCACUGCACGAGCACAGGAGGAAGAGGAGGGAAGGAAUGCCAACCUGACAAACACACGCGCACAGAUCAAUCAUCAUGACGAAGUCUUACACGGAGCCCAACGCCAUGCUCGAGCCGCAGGCCAGCGCGCACUGGACGGACGAGCGCGAGGCGGCGGAUAGCGCCAAAAACAAGAGCGGCAACGAGAACCCGGAGAACGACGAGGAGGUCCUGAACCAGCUGGAGGACGAGAUGGGUGAGGAGGAGGAUGAGGAAGAUGAUGAGGAGGACGAGGAGGAAGAGGAGGGGGACGAGGCCAAGCCCAAGAGGCGCGGGCCCAAGAAGAAGAAGAUGACCAAGGCGCGCAUGCAGCGCUUCAAGAUGCGGCGCAUGAAGGCGAACGCGCGCGAGAGGAACCGAAUGCACGGUCUGAACGACGCGCUGGAGGGCCUCCGCAAGGUCGUGCCGUGCUACUCCAAGACCCAGAAGCUCUCCAAGAUCGAGACCCUCCGCCUGGCUAAGAACUACAUCUGGGCGCUGUCGGAGAUCCUGCGCUCGGGGAAGAGUCCGGACCUCAUGUCCUUCGUCCAGGCGCUCUGCAAGGGGCUGUCGCAGCCCACCACCAACCUGGUGGCCGGUUGCCUUCAGCUCAACCCGAGGACGUUCCUUCCAGAGCAGAGCCAGGAGAUGCACCCUCACGCGCACGCGGUGGGACCCCCACCUCACUUCGCCCCGCACCCGUACGCGUACCAAACCCCCGGCCUGCCGAGCCCUCCCUACGGCACCAUGGACAGUUCCCACUUCUUUCACGUCAAGCCUCCGCAUCCAUACGGUGCAACCGGCGGAGUGGUUGUUAGCGGUGGAGGUGGAGGAGGUGGAGGCGGUGGAGGCGCUGGUGGAGGUGGCGGCGGUGGAGCUGGAGCGCUCGAGCCGUUUUUCGACGCCGCCGCGGCCGUGGCGCUCGCGGACUGCGCCAGCAGCCCCUCCUUCGACGGACCUCUCAGCCCGCCGCUGAGCGUCAAUGGAAACUUCUCCUUCAAGCACGAGCCCCCCGCGGACUUUGAGAAGAGCUACGCGUUCGGCGUGCACUACCAGGCGGCAGGGCUCGCGCAAGGCCACGCGUCUCUGUACGGGGGCACUGCGCAGCGCUGCGACCUCCCCAUGGAGACCGUGAUGGCCUACGAGGGCCACUCGCAUCACGAGAGGGUCAUGAACGCACAGCUCAACGCCAUAUUUCACGACUCGUGAGGUGACCUUCACCUGGACGUGAACUGGUUUCCAGAGACUAUUGGUGGUUCGACUACUCGAAUAUUCGGUAGUGAAAACGCAACAGCUGUUCAAACUGCUGGACUAUUCCGUUUCUCACCUGAGACAUGCUUUCCAGACAUUGCUCAGAAAAGUUCGACUAAGUUACUUUACUAUUCGGUGUUUCACGCAAGAAAACGUUGCCAGGCACUGCUCAACUAUUCGACUAUUUUAACGUGGGUGAACAUUUCUAGAAGCUUCAGUUUGGCUUCGGUUGAUCUGACUUCUCAACCAUUUGAUGUUUCAAACAAUACCAGACAUUGUUUGCUUGAUUAAUCAACUAUUCGGUAUUUUAAAGUGGGUGAACAUUUCCAAAAGCUUUGAUUAUUCAUUAGCUGCUGGUUGUUAACCUUCAGAGACUACUCUUCCACUAUUUAACUACUCAAAUAUAUUUGGUAUUUUUAUCUGGUUAAACACUGGUAUUGACUAUAUUCACCUCGAAUAUUCGGUAUUCUAUCUGGGUGAGCCUUUGCAGAACCCAUUUGACGUUUGGCUAUUUUUUUCUUGCCACAAUUUAUACGUUUGCUGGGUUGAGACUACUCCACUAAAUCGAGUAAAAUAUUUCUUGCGUGUCUUGGUAAUUCUGUUUAUUGCUGAUGCAAGAAAGAAAAGAUAAGAAAACAAGAAAAGAAAUCAAGAGCAACCACACAUUAUAUGCUUAAUCUUAUGUAUUGUAUUUAUUGUCGUUCUACUACUGCCUUUAGGGAGAAAAGAGAGAAUGCAGAUUCUCAUCCACCUUAUUAUGUAUUGUAUUUCUAUAGCGCUUCUAUACUGUGCAUUGUGGUCACAGAUGGAAAUAGGGUGUGACCUUAUUCAGAAUGUGUUAAUUAUUCGUGUUAAAAAAGAAAAAAAAAACGAAAAAAAAAUCACAAGCAAUAAUUUGGAAACUAUGCAAUUUUUAAUCGAAUACUGGGCCAAUUAUAGAAAUGAAUAGAGAUUGCUAUAUUUUUCAACCUACAUUUUACUACUUAUCUAUCCCAUACUGAUUUAUUUUGUUGUGAUUUUGUAUAGAAUUGUUAAUUUUUAUAUAAAGUCAAAUUCCAUGCCAUGCAACCCCACGUUAAUGUUUUAUAAACAAACGAUUUAUGUCGUUUAUAAAAAAGAAACAGCAGAACCACUAGUAAUAAUAAAGUAUAAUAAGAAUAAAGGAGGAGGAACCAGCAGGCAAAGUUCUUCACAAUCUGUUACGUUGCCUUAGCAGUCAAUCAUUUACUGUAAAAGAAAAAAUCAUGCACAAACAAAAAUUGCACAAACACGAUCCUUUAUCUCCUUUAACACUUAAUGGUCAUUUAAAUCAUGGACAAUAUCCAACUGUUUGAGAGCUGGGGAAGGUUUUGGUGUUAGAAAAAGUGUUGAUGUUGUAUAUACAAAGCUUGACUAUCACCUGAAAAUUACAAUUGCACCCUGUAUAAAACGUAAAACGAGGGGCCUCUCUUUUCAAAAUGAAAAUAAAUGAAAUAAUGAACUUUA